Molecule: messenger RNA, 1978 nt
Organism: Ruditapes philippinarum (Manila clam)
Lineage: Eukaryota; Metazoa; Mollusca; Bivalvia; Venerida; Veneridae
Exons: 3
Coding region: 212-1870 (552 amino acids)
Source: RefSeq, a predicted model, not a curated record
AAUCUUGACAGGUUUCGUACGAUGCAUAACUGUUUCGGCAAGUUUGUCAGUUAAGACUGUUUCAUGCCAAUUAAUACAGGCUAUUAAAUAUUAUCUGGAUUUUACGAAUUAAAACUUGCUAGUGUUUUCUGUACCAAAGUUCUUGUCUAACAUAAUUAUAUAUAGCAGACAUUUUUUUACUUUCUUCUUAAAGGAAACUGUGUUUUAAAGAAUGACUUCAAAACUAUUGAUUUUUAAGACUGCGGUAUUUGCUUUACUAUGUUUCAUAUUCAUGGAUUCAGUAACGGGGCAUGGUCGAUUGAUCGAACCCGCUUCCAGAAAUAGUAUGUGGAGAUUUAACUAUAAGAAUCCCAGGAAUUAUAAUGACAUGGGACUAAAUUGCGGUGGAUUCACGAAUCAGUUUGAACGUCAUGGCGGUAAAUGUGGUGCGUGUGGUGAUCCAUGGGAAGGGCCACGCGAAAACGAGGCUGGCGGAAAAUACGCACGUGGAGUUGUCGCACGUCAGUAUCAUAAAGGCGCUUUCAUCAACGUCACUGUAGAGCUUACAAGUAAUCAUCAAGGUUACUUCGAGUUCCGCCUAUGUCCAGUGAACAAUCCACGUAAAAGAGCAACACAAGCCUGUCUAAAUAGACACUUGCUGAAUAUUGUGGGUCACGGGACGAGGUAUUUUAUCACGCGACAAGGAGCUUCUGUUUACAUAGAGAUGGCCGUCAUGUUGCCGCCAAAAUUAGAGUGCUCACAGUGCGUUCUGCAGUGGAAAUGGGUCGCAGGUCAAAGUAUGGGACCGGACGGUUAUGGAGGGGAAUGUCUUGGUUGUGGAAAUCAAGAGAAUUUUAUCAACUGUGCAGAUAUAGCUAUUGGUAACAAAGUCGUAUCUCCUCUUCCUGCAUUGCCAGGAGAUAGUGCACCCCAGCAGCAACCUGUGCCAGAACCAGCCCAGGCUGCCAGUGACAGGGCUCCAGCCGCAGCUCCAGCUGCAUCCGGACCUCCAUAUAAUACCUACAAUUCUGGAGCCAAUAACGGAGGUGGGACAAAUAACAAUGGUCCUAACAUGGCAUUGGUUAAAGAAAUAGUGAAGCAACUUGCUCAAACUCUUUUAUCACAUCAACAACCAGUUCAAACUGUUAAACCGACAUGGAAACAACCUCCCACGGCCCCACAAGCUCCAGUCACAGAAAAACCAUGGAGGAGACCGUCACCUUUACCAACUACGCAACAACAAUGGCAGUCCCCAACAACACAGCAAUGGCAAACUCCGUCUACUCCACAGCCGUACGCGUGGCAGACUAAUGAUUGGGGAAAUUCUGGUUCCAAUCAGCAUGUAACUGAGGCCCCUGCUUCAAACUAUCCAGGAUAUGAACCAGGAGAAUAUCCGGAACCAGGGGAAGGCCCUUCUGGAUCAAACUCGGGCUCUAGCAACUCUGGACAAUCAAGUUAUUUGCAGGGAUAUAACGAUGCUAUGCGACAACUUAAAAACUCUUUCGGAAAUGGUGCUGGAAAUAAUAACAACGCACUCAAUGAAAUUUCUCUGCAUUUGCAUGAAACACAAAAGCAUUCCUCUCCCCAAAGUUAUGGCGGAGGAGCAAUGCCUCCAACGUGCCCUGAUGGCGAAUACGAAUGCGUGGCUAAAAAUUCACCACCGGGUUCCGAUUUUGAUUCAUUCUGCAAUAAUGUUUGUAAUUUAGGUCAAUGUCCAGCAGAUAUGUGUUCUUGUUCGUGUCCGAAUGGUGGAUCGUGGUCUGGCUCGUCCUCGGGGGCAGGCGGUAAUUGCAUGGCUGUCGAUAGGAAUAAAGGAUCAUCAAUGGACCAAUGGUGUGUCUCGAAUUGUGCACAGAAUAACUGCCCACAAGAUUUGUGUACUUGCCAGUAGAAAGCCAGUCUCUUUUAUUUUGUUAUUUCUUAAAUGUUUAAAUAUGUACAUAUUUGCAUAAUUUCAUAUUGAAACCAGUCAUAAAGAGUUAUAUAUUUAGAAUUAUAA